AUGGACGAAGAAACAAUGGAAGACGUAUCUGGCAUGCCGACGCGUGCGCAAUGGAAAACUCUCAUGGACAGCUAUCUCGAGAGUCUGCAUCCUUCUAAACGUCAUAAGUCCCUCAUCUCUCAGGAGGUAUAUGAUAUGAUUUUUCGUACACUCAGGAAUCCUGACGCCACUCGACUGGGGACUCCUCAAUUUCGUUUUUGGGCUCGUAAGAUGUUUCAAUUAGUUGAGGCUCCAAAUGAUCCGGAUGUGCUUGUUGUAACAAACGGAGGUCGUCCAGUUGCUAUAAAAGAGCACAUUUACGAUAUUCUUUGCAUGUGUCAUUACGAAUGCGGUCACGGAGGACGUGAUAAGACGUGCAAAGUUCUUCGCGAGUACUACACCUGGGUUCCCAAGGAGCUUAUCUCGAACUUUGUCAAGGUAUGCCCUACAUGUGAGCCUAGGAGAGCUAUGGCGCUUAAGGCGAAGGAUCGCAAGUUCACAAGCGAUAUCGGACUAACGGGCCAAGAGGAAUCGUCAACAAGCUCAUCGCGCUUCUCUGUUGAACGUCUU
Messenger RNA from Fomitiporia mediterranea MF3/22, 549 nucleotides. RefSeq lists its product as uncharacterized. The transcript has a single exon. The annotation marks the transcript as partial. The record is from RefSeq and is a predicted model, not a curated record. NCBI's taxonomy places the organism in Eukaryota, Fungi, Basidiomycota, Agaricomycetes, Hymenochaetales, Hymenochaetaceae.